Molecule: messenger RNA, 16944 nt
Organism: Xyrichtys novacula (pearly razorfish)
Lineage: Eukaryota; Metazoa; Chordata; Actinopteri; Labriformes; Labridae
Source: the annotation of a GenBank genome assembly
UUUCUUGUUGCUCUUUCUUUAUUCUUAAAGAUAAUGACUCCAGAAUAUCAACAGAGCAGCUCUUUAUGUAUUUACGCUGAGCAAUAUGUAUGUUAAAAUCUAGGCCACAGUUAUGAGCUUCAUAGACACCUUAUUUGUAAAUCUGUCAGAUGAUUUUAUGAACAUUUUCUGUCAAACUAAAACAUUUCCUCCCUCCAGUUCUGCAGACACAGAUGAGACUCUGAGACAUCAUCAUCUUUUUUUCUACCAACUAGUUGACUGUCAACUCCAAGGCUGCCUUGCCUCGCAUCCUUGAAUCAUCCUCUCCGCGUGUCCUGACGGGGCGGGGUGAGCGCGUGUGCCACCCUGGCUCCUAUGGCAACCCCAUAGAUUAGCUCCAUCGAUAUUCACGUUAUUAGAAAGCGGAGGGGGGCAAACUGAUGGAUCCGUGAUGUCAGCUCUGUGUAAAUGCAGCAGCAGCAGCAGCAGCGUGUGUGUGUCACCACCUUGCACUGACAGAGAGCUGGGGUAUUUUGGGGAGGUGGAGAUGCUGCUUUGUCAUUGAGGAGCUCAGCAGCAGCAGCAGCAGCAGCAGUAUCCGCGUUAUUCUCUCACUCCGGCACGUCCACCGCUCAGCAUGCUGCAUCCUGAUGCGCUCUCGUCUGCACGCUGUUGGGUUACCUGGAUUUACAUGCGUUUCCCAUUCACCGCCUCCAAAUGACCGUCGGAUUGUUGACGCAUUUCAAUGGGAGAGAGGCACGUCCCAAGUGUCAGAGAAGAUACAACCUGUCCUGCGGAUGCGCCGUCACUGUUUUGCCUCCAGCAGCACCCUAAGCGUGUUAGAUUCAUGAUUCAUCCCUGUGUUUGCACGGGCUAUCCUUAGAGCGCGUCUCCUUCUGCUUCUUCACAAUGGAAAGAUUCCAGUCAUCCAUGCGCAAACGGCUCUACAGCCUGCCGCAAAACAUUGGGCAAAAACCCUUUGUGAUUGACGAUGGAGACAACGGUGACAAGGACACCAAGAGGAAAAGUAUUCGGCUAAAACAUUUGUCCUCCCCGUCUCCUGCGAGCAGCUGCAGGAGCAUUGAAGAGGCCAGGAGCGAAGACCUGGACAGCAGGGAACGGGAGGUGAUUGUGAAGACCAACUUGAACGGGGACUGUCGCUUAUUCAGGGGCAGUAUCUCCUCCAUCACCGGGCGGCAUGCUCCCGGGUCAGAUCCAGCGGAGCAGCGGCGCCUCAUCCCUGAGGCUGAUGCCGGAGUCAGUGAGAGUUUCCCCGGUGAGCGCGGCCCCGGGGCCCAGCAGCGAGGAGCGGGGAGUCUGAGCGGUGCAACCGGGCAAGCCUCCACGUUUGACCAGUCAAGUUUCAUCAAGUUGGAGGGGACCGAGCAGAUAAUACCUGAGGACGACCGGCUGUACCAAGCCGGCUUCAUGCACCGACAGUUUGGGGCGAUGCUCCAACCGGGAGUCAACAAGUUCUCCCUGCGGAUGUUGGGCAGUGAGAGGGCCGUGGAGCACGAGAGAGAGCGCGUAAAGUCUGCUGGCUUCUGGAUAAUCCACCCGUACAGUGAUUUUAGGUAAUAUGCACCCACGAAACAUUGAUUCAUGUCUUGUCUGUUUGUCUUGAUUCUGCAUUGACUGCUACAACACAAUAAGAUCCGAGUAAACUUGAUGCAGACUGUUAAUCCUCUAUAUGUCAGCAGUGUUUUUUUGUCUUUGAUCACUGUGAUGAUGAUAUUAUGAUAACAUGAUAAUCAGGAGAGUGAGCUCCUGCUGAAUAUCAAGCUGUAUGUGCCUCACUAAUCCAUGCACACAUUGACUAGAUAACUGGCUUUGUUUCUGAAUCUGAUCCAUUUCUAUUGACUUCAAUUCUCUCAACCAUGCAGACCUUUCUCUCAAGAUGUAUGUAAAGGAGUUUGCAGGCGUAGAAAAUCCUCAUAGAAGCACAAUGACAGCUAAUUUCUUUCAUACAUAUGUAAAACAUACAUUAAGUCGUUCUUUUGUUUGCAUGCAUAUGGAUUCAUUUACAUGAUCAUCUUAGAUUUCUGCAGUUUCCUCUAUCUAUAGAUUAAAGUGUGCACCAAACUCCCUAAUUUAGCAGAUAUGCAUGCAUGCAAGCGUGCAUGCUGCAUACAAACCAUCGCUCGCUCCGUUCAUCAUCACCACCAGCAAGGCUUUUUCAUGACAUUUAACCUUGAGGCUCACUGUCAUCAUAUUUUCACCGGCCAGUUGUAUGCCGAUGUGUGUCACUGCAGUUUUUUUCCACUCAUCUGAAUUACACUUUUUUUUUUUGAUCAUUUAGCCAGGGCAGUGGAUUACAGAGAGUGCAGCAGGAGCUUGGAAAUGGGGUAAUCAAAAUAGGGUAACAUGACCAUUCAAGAUAUUAGAAGCACACAUCAGUGCAGAUUAUUACAGUACAAUUAGUCUAAUGGAGCAGAGAUGGUGUGGAUGGGGAGGGGACACACCACAAACACUGAGAGAGAGAGAGAGAGAGAGACAGAAAGAGAGAGAUUGAAAUCAAAUGAUGGGAGGAAUCAGGAUGCCCAGCUGUUGACUCUGAGGUGUCACCACUUCAUGUUGGUCUGGGUCACACUUUUGAGCAGGAGAUGUUUGUUUGUUUAUUUAUUUAUUUAUUUUGCACCCCGUGGUCGCGUCCUAGGCUGAACUUUUUAUCCUGCAGAUCUUAUUUCAAGAACCAGGUGGAAACCCUUGCACUUUAAAGAGUAUUUGGGUGUUCUUUGGCUUAGGGGACACUGUUGAAUCCAAUCUUAAUCCCGCAAACAGUCGACUCCUCUCUCAGAGAUUUGUGCCAGUUAUGUGCCGAUACACUGUGUGUGUGUGUUUUUUCAUGGCCGCUCCACAUCAGCUCAGCUAUCCAAGCAUCCUCUCCCUGUGUCUUUUACAAUCACAGUCCUUCUGUUGUUUAUUCCACCAGCAACUGCUGUCUUUUAUUAAAGCUUUGUGUGGAUGCUCAACUGGCACGCUGCGUAAAUAUGGUUAAUAUGAUUGCGGGUGGGCCUGAGCCACAGUACAGGUGUGUGUUAAGCCACUGAGCUGCAUGCAGGCUGUUGUGCUUCAGCUGCGCGCUGGCAGCAAGAGAUAAGUAUCUCUAGUACAAAUGUGAUCCCUUUUCAGCUGUCCUGAUUGAUCUAAGCUCCUUUCACCAUUUUAAGCCUUUUUGUGUUCACUUUGCCUGUAACUCCCAUCUCUGUGUGCUCAUAUGCUCUUUUAACGUAGUUGCACUCUGACCCAAAUAGUCCAAGAUUCCUCUCUGGACCAGUGGUGGUCCAGAAACUCUCACAGCGGUCUGCUUUAUUUUCAUGGAAACAACAGAUUACACCAACAAGUUGUCUGAUCUUCUGUGGUUUGAAUGCUGCGUGCACAGUCAGCUGAUGAGCAAACCGGAUGGUCUGCAGGGGACGGCAGUAAUGCACUGUCCCCUGCAGACCUUUUUUUUAUUCGUGGUCCAGCUGUUCCAGCAUUCUGCAGCACGGUGACGUGUGCAGAGCAGUUAUACUAACUACUCAACAUCUGGCUGAUGGGAGCUGACUUCUGGAGAUGACAUGGAUUCCCAGGAGAUAACGGUGGAUUUAGUCAGCGAGGGGGGGGUGCAAUUAGGACCACUGUGUCACCAUAGAGACAACGGGCAGAUGAAGAGGGGAAUGCAAAUGCUUUGUUUGGCAGAGAACAACAGAAAGCUGAUUAGAACAAAUGGCCACCCUGCCCUAAAUGGUUACCUUUUUUUUUUUGUAAUCAUGUUCUUCUGUGAGGGUUCGGUGUAAGUAACUAGAUCAGGUCAGACUUUGCUGAACUCUGUUUGUAGGCUGUUAUGUACCCUGGUUACAUCUCUGAUGUUGGUCUCUCUUUUUUUUAGACUAGUUUGAGGCCAAAAGUUGCACCAUGGUUGGAACACGAAGCAGUUUGGAUUUCGUUUGAAACAUCACAAAGCUACACAUGUGGCCAAAAACUCCAAUUUCUCCUCAAUCUUCGCGGAUCGAGGCUUUCAUCUGUAUCUGUUGGCAGAAGGGUUAGACUUCGACUUGGACUUUCUUUAUUUGUCAGUGCACAGAAUAAAACACAGCAGUGAUUUCUCUCUGCAAUGAAAUGUCGUUGCUUGGCUUCCAUAUCACAGCAGGAUGGUGUUCAAUUUAAUAUACAGAAAAAAAUAAAAACAAUAAAAACUGAAGGUAAAACAGCAGCAUGGUGAGUAAUAUUGCACUUUCCGGAGGUAGAGUGGUAGUGGAAUAAAAACCAAAUAAAUAAAAGUAUAUAUAAAAAGAUAUAUGUUCUUAUUUACACACAAUAAGUAGUAAAAACAGGAGCACAGUGCUGCAGGGUGGGAGUGGUGGGUUAUAUGGAGGGUCAUUUGGCAUUUAGCAGUCUGGCAAGGGGGAAGAAACUUAGUUCGUUGUUGCGGUAUGGGUAACCAAAGUGGAACCGUCGACCAAAUAUAAGUUUAGGGUGUCAAACCUGAUACCAUCAACUAAGACCAUUAGUUAUCCCCUAAAAAAUCAAUCAGCGACAGUUAAAUGAUCAUGUGACCAAAACCAACAAGAACAGAGCAGCAUUAAAGAAGAGUCUGAUGUUAGUUCAAGUCGGCUUUACGUGUUUUUCCAACAAUAUCAUAAAUCAACUUCUAUCCCACUCGUAUCAGUGGGGUGUCCACUAUCGACCAGAUAUUUGAACUCAUAUUUGAAGGCACAUAAAUGAUAUACUUGAUCAUCUGUAUCUGUCACAAGCACAGGGAUCAAAGCAUGUAGUGACCGUUGUGCUGCCUCACUAACCCCGAGGACCUCUUAAGUGGUGUAAUGCAUGCGCCAUCACAUGUGAACAACCCCCCACACUUACAUACACACACAAACACACACACACAAAUAUAAACAGGCAAACAGACACAGUCCAUGCUGGCCCUGUAGGUGUGUCGGGCUUCUGUGAGAUCGAUCACUGUUAAUUAGUCCGCUGAAAUGGAUCCAACAUGCUAUCUCAUGUAUGCAUGCACACAUGAACACACUCAAGAUGGUGGUUUUUAGCCGUCUCUGUUUGUUGGCUGGCUUUUGAGCAGCUGAGCUAACGUUUGUAAGUACAGCAGUCUGCGACAGAAGAGAAUAAAUACAACAUGACACAUCGAGUCAGACCAGAUUACUAUUUCAGACUUCCUGACUGUUGGCUGUAAUGAGCCAAAUUUGUUCAUGUAGCCCUGAGAUUAGAUAGAAAUAUUAUUUUGUCCUUUUUGUAAACAAUAACUUAAAUCAGCCCCCUUCUUCAUGCGAUUAUAGAUGUGAUUGAACUCUGUGCUGCUGACACUUGAGGAUUUGGUUAGUUGUGAAAAUCAAUACUUCCUUUUGAGCCUUUCAGAUGAAUUCCAAUAACCCAUUUUCCUCUCUGUCCCCGUGGCCACGGGCCCAGUAUUAAAGUGAAUUAGAGGAGUAUUGUUGCUGUCGAGAAUAAGCGCUUUGUUAAUGUUUGCGCUCAGGCAGUUUGUUUGCAGUGUUUUUUUUGCUCACUUGAACAUAGAUCUGCUGAAAUUGGACUUGCAGUGUGAGGCUGAAGGUUGCUCAGGAAUGUAUUUCUGUUUGAAGUCUUUAAAAGUGCAGAUUUGCUUUGAAAUUCAGAACACACCAGAAAAAAGCCAGACCCCUUCUUUUACAUUUGAUCUAAUUGCUGUUAAUUCAUGAGCUGUUUCUGCAUUUCUCCAUUUUCCAAAAUUUCACAACAAGACGGUCCAAACCACUGAUAUAUAACACUCUCACUUUGGCAACAUUGACCAGGUUAUUUCAGCACAGAUUAACCCAAACAUGAUCAUCUUGAUUAUCAUCUGUGAAUGUGUAAAAAACCAUGGAAACAACAACUCUAAUCCCAACAUUUAUUGGAUUGAGCUCACUGCUAGUUUUGGGCUAAAACUCAAAUGUUUGCAACGCUACAAAAUUGGAAGGCUAUAAUUUCUCAUAUUUGAUCAGCUGAAAGGGAGCAGGUGUUGAGAUUUUUGUUUUAAAAAACACCAGAGAAAUGAAAUGUGAUGGAGCGCUGUUGUAAUUUUUAACCAUGAGGUUCUGCAGGUCCAACGUCCUCCAUCAUUCUCUACUUUUCUUCCAAUCUAUUCAGUCGACUCGAUUCUUCACUUUUUCCAAGAUGCUGUGUUUAAGGUUAUUUGGUUUUCUGAGGAUAGGUCUUACUCGAUAAAUAAUGUGUGGCCAUGUGUUUCAGGUUCUACUGGGAUCUGACCAUGCUGCUGCUGAUGGUGGGAAACCUCAUCAUAAUCCCCGUGGGCAUCACCUUCUUCAAGGACGAGCACACGCCACCCUGGAUCGUUUUCAACGUGGUCUCAGACACUUUCUUCCUCAUGGACCUCGUCCUCAACUUCCGCACAGGCAUUGUCAAGGAGGACAACACGGAGAUCAUCCUGGACCCACAGCAGAUCAAGAUCAAGUACCUGAAGAGCUGGUUCGUGGUGGAUUUCAUCUCCUCCAUCCCCGUGGACUACAUCUUUCUCAUCGUAGAGACCCGCAUUGAUUCGGACUUUUACAAGACGGCGCGAGCUCUGAGGAUCGUCCGUUUCACAAAGAUCCUCAGUCUGCUUCGGCUGCUGCGCCUCUCCAGACUCAUUCGCUACAUCCACCAGUGGGAAGAGGUAGAUCCUGCAGGAGCAUGCUGUUUGGAUCUCCAUAUGAGCUGUAGCAGAAAAUGAGCUGGCUACUGUUUUCAUGAUUUUUUUAGUCUUUUUCACAGACAAAAAGCUGAAAGGAUUUAGGUUCUGACCUCUGAAAAGUUGGUGAUAUCCAUUUCUUAAUUUAUGGCAUGCAAAUCAAACAGUAUUAGCUUCGUGUUUGUAUGUUGCAGCACUUGAUGCAGUGUUUCUUUGAAUGAGGUGCUGUUUGAAAUAAGCCUUUUCUUUCACUGAUAUUUUCUAAAUUUACUUAAACCUUAAGACCACAUUUCAUUAAAUCCUGAAGCUCAUUUUUAAAGAGGCGUGCAGAAGGAGAUGAUUUGUUGGUUCUCGUUCUGCAGCUCAGGCACCCUCUCACACACUCGAUCCAUUUACUAAAUGCAGGAAAAUAUCUUUUGUUCUCUUAUUUCUAUAAUAUCAACCAAGGCUCCAUUCUCCACAGGCCAUUAAUGUUGUUUGCAGAUUGUUACGCAACACCGAGCCACCCUCUGCUGGUAGAUUAAGAACAGUAUAGGCUGAUAUAGGAUCUGUAUGUCUAUCGGCCCACACAGCACCUCCUGUAUGUUUCAAAUCCUCUGAUUGCAUGAGAGAGUCCAAACAUCACAGAUUUAUUCACAGAGAGAUGUGUAUUCGAUGAUGUUUGAUUAAUGCUGGUAAUCUGUGUCACAGGUUUUCCAUAUGACUUAUGACCUGGCCAGCGCCAUGGUGCGCAUCAUGAACCUGAUCGGCAUGAUGCUGCUGCUGUGUCACUGGGACGGCUGUCUGCAGUUUCUGGUUCCCAUGCUGCAGGACUUUCCUCCUGACUGCUGGGUCACCAGAAACAAGAUGGUGGUAAGUGGAUUACUUAUGAGUCACACACAACCAGACUGUGCUCCUGUUGAAGCCCCAAAUCUGAGUAUGAAUGAUUUAGUCCUACAUGAAAAUAACAUUUGAUGAAAAAAGAAAAAAAAAACUGGGACUGAGAGAUUAUCUUCUUUUGGGUUUGAGCUUUUUUUCAAUGUUCAAGGUGGGCGGGUCUCUGGACAAAAGAUGAUCUCACCGACUUUUUUUGGACUGAUCACAGGUCAUAGUUGGAUUCACUGAUGAAGUAGAGCAUAGUCACAGUCUCAUAACCAAAUCACAGAGGCUUUUUUCUUGAAUAACCUUUUGUUCUGGUGAUUUAGUAAAGAAAUAGUCAUUAAAGUUCAGUUCUCACUUGUAUGCUCGAUGCAUCAAUGUUGGCAAUGUUUCGCUAAACUUCCUCCUCCCUCUCUUUCUCCGCCCCUCACAGAACGACACUUGGGGUCAGCAGUACUCCUACGCCCUGUUCAAGGCCAUGAGUCACAUGCUGUGCAUCGGGUACGGCCUUUACCCCCCCAUCGGCAUGGCUGACGUGUGGCUCACCAUCCUCAGCAUGAUCGUGGGCGCUACCUGCUUCGCCAUGUUUGUUGGGCACGCAACUGCGCUCAUUCAGUCCUUGGACUCCUCAAGGAGGCAGUAUCAGGAGAAGGUGGGUGUUCGCCUUGCUGGCAAAAAACAAGCAGUGGGAAGGAGCUUGGUUCAGAUAUUGUCCUUAAAUACAGAAUGUAACCCUUUAAUGCCUGAAAACGCAAAUUAUGGCCAGAAAAUUCAAGUUUUUUCUGGAGCUGAAAUGUUUAUUUCACUUACUGCUGAAAAACCAAAAAAUUAAAAUGUCCCUUAAAUUGAACAAAUAUAUUUAUUUAUCUCAUGAGAUACAAUACAUGUACAUUUUUAUCAUUUAACAGACUGUAUUCAGGUGUUUUUUUGUAAUUUGUUGAUCAUGUUUAAGUAUCAUAAAAGUAUGUAUCAAAUAUGAUACAAACGGCAUUAAAGGGAUAAUAUUUGUUUUAUAGGACGUAAUUCUACUUCUUGCAGUGAUGCUUGGUAUUCAUGAUCCAGUAUCAAAAUAAAUAACACUGUGAGACUAAUAAGGAUAAUGUUUUUCUUUAGCUAGAGUAUUUUUGUUUAAUUCCAUAAAGAAUUAAUCUGCAGUGUUUUUUUUAACUUGAAUAAGACUUAAAGUGCAAAACUUUAAGUAACUUCACAUUCACAGUAAAAAAAAUAUCCCCAUGGUGACCCAAAUAAGGAUUUGAAUCCCUGUUCUGUCACAGAUCUCAAAAAGAAUCAUGAUAAAAAUGAUCGACUGAAUAUUUCAUCCAGGCUUUACUCACCUGUUAAAUGAGAAAAUACCACAGGCACUCAAAGUGAGACAACAAGAGGACAUAAAGCAACAUAUGAGAGUGAUAAUUGUUCGUAUGCUCGAAAUUAACAUCUACUGUCAGACAGUGGAGCGAGGUGACCUCCAGCGGUUUACACCAUCCAUAGAUUGGGCACACACUCCAGUCAUAUGUGCAGUUCUGGUGGAGCACAGGCUGAAGGACACAGUAGUUAAUGUUAUUAGCCUGCAUAGAGCUGCUGUAUUUGUCAGAUGGGACGGAGGCGCAGCGUUGCUCUGUGGGCAGGUUUCACAGAUGGUCUGACAGUUAACAUAAUGAGACACAUUAUAGUCCACACCGCAGCCAAAACAUCAAUCAGUUUAAUAUAUUCAUAUUGACAUGACUUUGCAUUUUGUCUUUGUCUCAAAUACAUUGACACGUAGUUUUGUUGUUAUCAUAAAUAGCUACAUCCGCAUUUGUUAGUUUAUAAUUCAACUCUGCUGUGUUGUUGUUGUUGUUGUUACAGUAUAAACAGGUGGAGCAGUACAUGUCCUUUCACAAACUCCCCGCCGACAUGCGUCAGAGGAUCCACGACUACUACGAGCACCGCUACCAGGGCAAAAUGUUUGACGAAGAGAGCAUUCUGGAGGAGCUGAACGAGCCCCUUCGGGAGGUCAGGAGUCCUCAUCUUUUUGUUCUUGUCUUGAUAAUAACGCUGCUGAGUCAUCAUUAAGUUAACUUCUAUCACAAGUAAUGGGCCUUCCUGAGUAACCUUUUCCGAACCCUGCUCACUUAUGGUUUACAGAACACGGUUAAUCAAGUUGAGUGUGAUAAUUAUCUCUGAUUGUGGGCGUCCAUAAAUAACAGCUGCUUCUAAACAGGCAAAAUAUGAGAGAAAAUAUCGAGAAUUAAGAGUUUUUAGAGAAAAGUAUACCUGUGACAAACACUGUACAUUAAUAACUAAUUGCCUUAUUCGACGAUUUCUGUUACUUUCUCAUAAUGUCAAGGAUGAUUAACGUGUCUGUGCAUCAAACUCUAACUAAAUGAAGUGAGCAUCCUUUCUCUAAGUGGUUUACAGUUAAUUAUUUGCAUAAUCUAAUAUUGCUCCCUUACUUUGCACGCUUAUGUUAAUAGUCAUGUAAUCUGAUUAGUAAUGGCCGUAGACUGUAUGCGAGCAGAGAACUUCAUUAACGGAGCACUAAGCUGUUAACCUCCCUGCUUUUAUAAUGAUUGAAAUGUACACAUGCAGUAAUGCUGACAUGAGUGUGGCGACUCGGCUUAACUGGGCUAUCAUUUAUCCACAACAUUAUUUUUUUCCUGGUGUGUUUCUUCCGCAGGAGAUCAUCAACUUUAACUGUCGCAAACUUGUGGCUUCCAUGCCCCUGUUUGCCAACGCCGAUCCAAACUUUGUUACAUCCAUGCUGACAAAACUGCGCUUCGAGGUCUUCCAGCCGGGCGACUACAUCAUCAGAGAGGGAACUAUCGGCAAGAAGAUGUACUUCAUCCAGCACGGGGUGGUCAGUGUCCUGACAAAGAACAGCAAAGACACCAAACUCUCUGAUGGCUCUUAUUUUGGAGGUAAAGUCUGAAAUCAGCCCCCUUUGGGUGUUCUGCCUGCUAACAUAUUCUGUAUCUGGCCGAGAGUCAGCCUGGAUGUAUGUGAAGGAGCUGUGAUUGUAUGAUUUAUUUUGAUUUAUUUUGCUCCGGCACUCAGGAGAUUAACUCCCAGGACUAAUACAGCUGGGAAAAACUGUCCACAUCAUCUCCUUAAAAGGACACAGGACUAAGAGGAACAAAGCUUUGUGAUCUUUGAUUCCAUUUGCAGGGUUUUCCCUUCGGUUCACACAAUAUUAUAUUCAAAGUUGAAAUCCAACUCAUCAUUUGUCACUGCCCUUGAUACGGUCUCAAUCUGCUGCUGCUGCUGCUGCUGUUUGGAUUAAAGUGAAGUAUCAUCUUUAAACAAAACUAGAGGCACAUUUACUUACCUGCUUUUUUUUAAAUCAGAAAACAAUCAUCUUACAGCAAAAAUAUUCUGUUUUUUUUUUACUGUUUCUGUACCUUUAAACUAUCAUAAACACAUAGUCAUGGCUGGGUGUCAAACCAGCAAUCUCUGCGAUGAGGACAUAAGCCUCUGUGGUGCACACUUAAGCCACUAGACCAACAGGGCCUCUACAUCCAUAUAGGUUUGACAAAAAGAUGAUAUAACCGUAACAACAUGUGGAAAGCGAAACACAAGCAGAAACAGCUUUUAAAACUACGGGCAGAAAAUGCACAAUUUAACGGCUACACAACAAAUACUCGACGACAGGAAUCCUUUGUCAUCACGUAAAAUAAAUUGGUAAACAGGACAGUAAAAGAGAGCGCGUGUGAGUCUGUGUUUGUGUUUGUAUAUCCUCAAUAUGUCUGUCCUGAAAAAUAUGUCUCCUCUCUCUUUUUUUUUUUUUUUUUUUUUUGAAGUGGCGCAUUAUUUUAUUUUCCUGAUCUGGCACGACAGAUGAGGUCAGGACAAACUGUAAGCUGCAGAAAUUGCAUUAAGUGCUCCAUCUGUGGAGUUCAGAGGCAGCAGCCUUUUCAUGUUUUAUCGUCUCAUACUAAUAAUACUAUUUUAGCCUUUCCUUUUAUGAAUGGAUCUAAAGUGAUAUAAAUGUGCUGGUAAUGUAUCACCCAGCCUGUUUAUAAAAAGAGGGGAAUAAUCAUGUAACUCCUCAUGUUAAUGGCUGAUUUUAAAAACAUACUUGACAUUAAUCUCUGAUGUGUUUUCAGCAGGAAACAUUUUACAGAGAUAAUUGAAGGGUUUUUUUUUUUCGGCUGCUUUUUGCAGAAAUCUGCCUGCUGACCCGGGGCAGGAGGACAGCUAGCGUGCGAGCGGAUAACUACUGUCGGCUGUACUCUCUGUCUGUGGACAACUUCAAUGAGGUGCUGGAGGAGUAUCCCAUGAUGAGGAGGGCGUUUGAGACUGUAGCCCUUGACCGCCUGGACCGCAUUGGUGAGUCCUUAAGGGAAAUUUAACCCGUGGUCGCUUAAUAUUCAACAUUAAAUUACUUAACUCUUUAAUGCCUUUUGGAUCAUAUUUGAUACAUACUUUUAUGAUACUUCUAUCAAAUCAAUAUAAUCAACAAAUUACAAAAAAACCCCACUGUAAUACAGUACGAUAAAUGAUAAAAAUGUCCUCUUGUGGUUUAUCAGUUUCCAAAAACAUCUAAUGUAUCAAACGAGAUAAAUAAAUAUAUUUGUUAAAUUUUAAGGACAUUUUAAUCAUUUUUGGUUUUCAGUAGUAAGUGAAAUAAACAUUUCAGCUCCAAAAAAAAAAAAAAUUUUCUGGCCAUAAUUUGUGGUUUCAGGCAUUAAAUUACUUAAUCUACAAGAUACACUGUUAGGACAUGUCAAACUCUUUACCAGAGUUUGACAUGUCCUAUGUGUAUUUCUGAUAUUGUUUUGUUUUUUGUAAUAUAUAUAUUUUUGAAGGUUUGCACUCAAUUAUAUUCUAUUUCUUACUUUUGCACUCUGUACUAACCCAAAGAAAUGGUGGAUUUAGAGAUGAAGCUUUAUUAACUUUCUGGGAGUGUCCAUCAAGAGAGAAAGUCAAUUCAGUACUGAGCUACUUUUAUGUGUUUAUUUUAACACAGAAAAAAGCAUUAAUAAUAAUAAAAAUAAUAAUAAUAAUAAUAAUAGAUAAUAAUAAUAAUAACUUUAUUUAUAUAGCACUUUUAAAAACAAGAGUUUACAAAGUGCUUUAACAUGCAGGAAAACAAAGAAGAUAAAAACAACAGAACAACAACAAGAGAACACUGGGGGGAAAUGUCACAUUACUGGGAAUAAAGAAAUAAAAUAAAAUAAAAUAAAAACUGGUGGAAGACAUAAAAGUUUUGAUGAAUGUUGUAUGAAACGUCAUUAAAACAAAGACAUUAUGAGAACCUGUAAUACACGGCAAACACAGGAACCCAAUCACAAAAAUCUGAGACCGAGGGGACGAUUAUAAAACAUGAAUAAGAAGAGUAAAAGGAUUUAAAGAAGACAAAAUAAAAAAAGCAUAAAAUCAAGUCUAUAAAAAUGAGUUUUAAGACGUGAUUUAAAAGCAGUGACUGUUUCUGCACACCUGAAUUUUGAGGUAGUAAAGUGUUUACAUUAAGAGUGAAAGGGCAACGUUUAUUUUCCUGCUUUGUUAUCUUAACUUAGACUUCUGAAAUGCAGAAAAAAGCAGCAUCUUCUAUCAGGAUAGAGUUUGUUUGUUUCCUAAGAAGAGAUGGUUAAUUAAAAAAAUAAUUGUUUUGUCCAACUAAGGUAAGAUAAGGGAAGGGAGACUUCAUUGAUCCUGCAUGGGGGAAACUAUUUCACCACCAGGACAAGAAGACUCAUACAGACAACAAACAGCCUGGAGACAUCAGAAAAAAUAUAAACUCAACACCAGAUACACAACAAACACAGAAGAGGCCAAUUAAAAGUGGUACACUAAAAGAUAAGGACAUGAUUAAAUACAACAAAAGCCUGAUAAAAAGGAGUAAAUACUAAAAUAAAUACCUCAACAAACUAUGCAGCAGUGCCAAGUCAGACCCUAACAUACACUAACAUACGUCUAUUGAGAUUUAUAUCAAAUACUAAAACUCUGUCCUCGUCCCUUCAGCCAGUCUGUGUUCAUGUUAAAAUGAGUGUGAUAGAAGAGGAAGAAUCGGACAACCCUUUAAAUCUUUGCAAAUGUACUGAAUGUUAUAUGAUACUGUGCAUCACUUUGACGCUCUCUAGUCAAAGUGUCUCUAGUCAAAAUGUGUGUUACAUCCUGUCAUAAAUGAAAAACCAGAACUGCCAUGGCCUUGUUUGUGUUUCCUUUGCAGGGAAGAGGAACUCAGUUCUGCAGAAUAAAGUCCAGCAUCACCAAAGCUCGGGUACACUCAACUUCCAAGAGAGUGAGAUCAUACAAAGAAUAGUGCAGCAUGACCGUGACAUGGCCCAGUGCACACAGCUGAUCCAGACCAGCCUAAACCCCCCAGCACCACCAUCUCCCACCCCGGUCAUCUGGGCGCCUUUGGUUCAGGCCCCGCUCCAGGCUGCUGCUGCCACGACUCCGCUGGCUCUGGCCUUAGCUCACCAAUCCCAGCUGCCCCCCAUCCUCUUUCACCAUCCUCUGGCAGCAGGCUCUGGCUCCCUGAAAGACCCCACCAGCCAUCCAAAGAGGGUCUACGCUGGAGCCAACACAUCCAGCAUCUGUGGUUCUGGGCCUACAUCUCCUGCCAGCCCCUUUAGGUUGAGAUCUGGAAUUGAAACUCCCACACUGGCGUCCCUCAGGGCUGCUCAUCUUCCAACUGGGUCCGUGUCACCCACCCUGACGUCCCAGCCCAUCUUCACCAGCAGCCUGCAGCCUCUGGCCCCCAUGCCCCCUCACCAGCCCUCACCUCAUCCCCCUCACUCUGGUGUGGCCCCUGUCUUCCCCAUCGGUCAGACCACCGUCUCCUACACCUGCUCUGCCCAGCUCCACUCUCAGCCCUUCCAUGGUGCUAUGACCACCCCGCCUCACCCCAUUAGUUUACUCCAACAGGGGGCGCCAGGGAGGCUGGUAGGAAGAUUCCCAGCCCCCUCUGCCUCUGCCAUAAGUCCCCUGAUCUGCAGCUCAGUCGGACCCAUCCUAAGCCAGCUGCAGCCGACCUCUCACGGUAGUAUGCAGCAGAUGGGGUACAGUCACGACAGAGCAGGCAGGACAUCUAGUGGUCUGAGCCUCCCGCAGUUUCCCUUCAUCACCAGCACACAGCCCUCCACUGCAUUUGUUCAGCAGGGGUCUACAGCCGCAGCUGGGGCCGCAGCCUCCCUGGCUCAGCACAGCCUCGCAGGUCUCCAGUCUGUUUUUCUCCCCCAGGUUCUCCCCGAGCACUCGGCCCUCGCAUCCCUGGCUCAGUACGGCUCGGCAGAGGCCUCACCCUGCUACACUCCUCCUUUCCAAAGCCCCAGCAUACAGAGCCCUGUGAGGGGACGGACAGUUUACCACAGUGAGCUCCCCACUGCGGGCUCGCACAGCCCUCUUCUCCCUCAGACAUCAUGCCCCGCCAGGGUAGCAUGUUCCCCCAAAGAGAGGGCCGGGUCCUCGAUGGAUCUCUUUUCCCAGGAAAUAAAGACUAUCUCAGGCUCUCACAGCUCCAUACACCAGGAACGGCCUUUGGCCAUGAGCUGCUUCUCAGAGGGGGCACAAGGGGCAUCGAGCCCUUUCUCCUCCCCCAUGGCUGUCAGUAGACCUUACAGCCAAAUUCCGGGGCAAGCCACUCCCAUUAGUCGGACGCAUUCAGGGUCAGAACCUCAAAACCUGCCCUCUGGUGUUCACUCUCCUAAGGCUAAAUCUUCUGCUGCAACUUUAGAGACUGAACAGAAACAGUCCAAACUUCCAUCCAACUUGUGAGGUUCAGACACACCCUCCUUUAACGCCUGAACAAAAGGGAGACAAUCUUCUUCUUCUUCUUCUUCUCGGUGUUGGUUCAGCCACUGCUUUGUGAGAUUUUUAAGUAGGAGGGUGUGUUUUUCUAAUGAGACUGGAGAUCUGUGGUUUCAUUUUGAAUCAGCGUGAAUGGGUCUGAGAUAAUAAUGGACAGAUAUGGAAAUUUUUCUACAGGAUAUUGCAUCUCUGACUAUAGUAAUAAAAUCCAAAACCUAUCGAUGGGUAUAUAUAGCACCUCAUGAAAAUAUCAAUUGUUCUAUGUAUUGUAUUAUAACCACACUCUGUGAUUUGUUUGAACCCCAUUGUUUUUUCAAUUUUGUGUCAUUUAGCUUCUCCCAUCGAGUCGGAAACUCAUCCUCAACUGUAUCCAGAAACCAAAAAUGAUUGUCCUUUUUUGUGUCCUUCCCCACCACCGAGUGUGUCAAAUGAAUGCAGGGUUCCCCCUUUAAGAGAUUGGAGGAGACAGACUGUGCACUUUGCUCGUUUCAGAGAUCACCUAAGGUAACGGUCUGAUGAAGGCAUGUCUUCCAGGAGAGCUUUUCAGCAAUAUUGCACACCCUAAAUGGGUCACACAAAUCAGAUCACAUUCAGAGAAACUGAAGUAAUGAAUGUAAUGUAAUGUUUGUCUGCGUCUGAGUGGGAGAAGUGGGAUUAAUUUUUGAAUGUGUUGAACUCGGGGGCAAUGAUGGGUUUUUCUGUGGACUUCCUGAAAAGUUAAACUGGUUUCAGAGGUAACGCACACAUUUCUGUUUCGUGUCCCAAUACAGAACAUACGCCUGAGCCAAGGUUUGUGUGCCAUCAGCAUAGUAUGCAAUAAUCUGUUUUUUUUAUGGUUACUGUGAAUAGAAGCACUUGAGUCAAUGAGUGAGAUUCUGUUUUUAGAUAGAACAGAUUAAAACAAGGGAAUCAAAUGAAAUAAAAGCAAUCGUGGAUAAUCAAACGUCCUGAAACCAGCAAUGCACUAAGACUGAUCUGAAUGUUUCUUGCACCAGUCAAAGGGCUAAAAGCAGUUACUAGGACACACGGUUAACCAGAAACCCUGAUGGGUCAUAUUGCUGCAUAUUUACCUCUUUCAUUUCACGUUAUUUGAUUGUAAAAAAAAAAAAAAAAAAAUGGACAUCUUGUUGAACAAUUGCUGCUUUGUGAUGCUAUGCUAAAUCAAAAAGACGUCUACAAUGGACUGCUUUUUUAAAAAAUCAGACUCUUAAAAACCUACUCCUUACUGAGUUCAUGUGUUUGGAUAAUAUUUUUCUCUUUCUCUGUCUGGACCUGCGGCCGGUGAGGAACUGUGAGCAUCAAGCCGGUCAGCGGGUCAAACUCUCAGAGGAUCCUGUCCAGUGGCUUCAGCUGCCUGGUUACUGAACAAACCUGCAGUCUGUGGUGACUCUUAAGGGAAGAGAGAUACUGUCAGUCACUAGCCAGUCACUGCCAAUGGGCUGGAUCAAUCCCUCAUUACUAUUCUCCUCCAAACUCCCGCACCCCUACACCACAACACCACCACCACCACCCGCCAGAGGCAUCAGCUCGGACCGAGUGCAACAUUUCUUUGAGUGCAUUUAAGUCAAAAGUGUGUUUAAGAGAGGAGGUGUCAAUCAUUCAUCUAUUUAUAUAUUUAUAUCUCAUUUUGCUGCCUUUUAACCAACAAAUCUGAAGAUUCCAUCACCUAUGUAUGUUAGGAAUAUUUUAUUUUAGCUACUGAAUUCAAUGCAAUAAAAUAACAUACGAUCAAUGAU